AUUCACGAUAACGAUCAUUCACGAUUCACGAUCAUUCACGAUAUUCACAUAACAAAAACAAAGUAAAUGUAAAGCACAUGUUUAACUGCUGGUUUUUAGAAUAUUAUUUCAAAAUACAAUGUCGAAUGCCAGAGAAGUGUUGAGUGUUAGAUUCAAUCAAGAUUUCAGUUGUUUUUCCUGCAGUACAGAAAGUGGUGUAAGAAUAUAUAAUGUGAAUCCAUUGGUGGAAAAAAUUAAUUUUGGCAUCACAACUGUAGGAAGCGUUUCCAAAUGUGAAAUGCUGAACAGAUCCAAUCUUUUAGCAAUAGUAUCAGGAGGGACUCGUCCAAAAUUUCCAGAUAAUCAUUUGUUGAUAUACGACGACUUAGCAAAAAAGUUCAUUCUGGAUAUAAGUUUCAAGUCCACUGUAUUGUCUGUGCGGUUGAAAAAAGACAAGUUAGUUGUAGUUCUGAAGUCUCAGAUACACAUUUUUUCAUUUCCGUCGCCAACUCAAAAAUUAUUCACUAUAUUUACAAGAGACAACCCCAAGGGACUGUGCGAAAUCGGUACUUUGCCUAAUACUGAGAGAAAUAUUUUAGUUUAUCCAGGAUUCAAGACAGGAAGUGUUGAUAUAUGGGAACCUCAUUCGAUGAGUAAGAAUCUUUCUUCCGCCAAAAAUAGAAUAGAUGCACAUCAAACUGAUGUAAGAUGUAUGGUUCUCAACAGUACUUCUACUAAACUAGCGACUGCUUCUCAACGCGGAACAUUGAUAAGGAUUUGGGAUAUUAUUAUGAAACAACAACUAUUAGAGCUGAGGCGUGGUUCUGAUCCUGCGAUCAUCAGUUGCCUGAAUUUCAGCAAAAACUCCGAAUAUCUGUGCUGCUGCAGUGACAAAGAAACAGUUCAUAUAUUCGCUGUAAAGGAUACUCAGUUGAACAAACGACUUUCAAUCAAAAGUAAAACAUUGGGCUCGUAUGCUAGUUCUCAGUGGGGAUUAACCGGUUUUAAGGUGCCUCAAGAAACUGCCGCCGAAUGUGCCUUUGGAGAAAAUAACUCCGUCAUUGUAAUAUGCCUGGAUGGUUCCUUCUACAAAUAUAGCUUUACCCCUGAAGGUAAAAACCACAGGGAACAAUAUGACAUUUACUUAGACUGCGAUGAUGAUGAAGAAUUUUUCAUUUAAUGUACUGAUUUGUUACAAGUUUUAGACUGAGAUAAUAUGGUUCAUUAAAUUUUUUACUUUUUAUUUUUCAGUUGUUAUUGGUUUUAGCAAUUUCAUAAUUUUGAGAUAGAUGAAAGACAUUCUUUCACAUUUUUCUAUUCUAAGGUAUCAUGUAAAUAAUUCAUAUUUUUGUAAUCAAAUUUAUUUUAUUAAAUAACUGAAAACUA
Molecule: messenger RNA, 1365 nt
Organism: Leptinotarsa decemlineata (Colorado potato beetle)
Lineage: Eukaryota; Metazoa; Arthropoda; Insecta; Coleoptera; Chrysomelidae
Product: WD repeat domain phosphoinositide-interacting protein 4
Molecular function (GO): protein binding
Source: RefSeq, a predicted model, not a curated record